Molecule: messenger RNA, 1852 nt
Organism: Homalodisca vitripennis (glassy-winged sharpshooter)
Lineage: Eukaryota; Metazoa; Arthropoda; Insecta; Hemiptera; Cicadellidae
Product: peroxisome biogenesis factor 10-like
Exons: 5
Coding region: 116-979 (287 amino acids)
Biological process (GO): protein import into peroxisome matrix
Cellular component (GO): peroxisomal membrane
Molecular function (GO): zinc ion binding
Source: RefSeq, a predicted model, not a curated record
UUGACUUACUGUCUGUUGACUGUUCGGCUCACGAUCCCGGUCUAUGAACGUAACUUAAUGGAAAUUGACAAGUUACUUAAAGUGGAAGAAAUUUAAUGAGAACUGAUCCAAAACAAUGAAGAACUUUACCUCGGGUGGACCAGCAGAAAUUGUUCGAGCAAAGCAAAAAGAUGAUAUUUAUAGUGAUAGACUCCAAAAGUUGUGGCUUGAUGUUUUACUGAAAUGUGGAGGCACUCAACUGUGGAUGCAGUUAAGGACCACCAUACCUGUUGGACAUUUUUUAUAUGGGGUGGCAACUACACUCUCAGGACUCCAAACUCUUGGGGAAGAAUACACUGGUAUUGUUCAAGUAGACUCUACUAAAACUGCUGUGCCCAGAUUUCUUAACCGGUUACUUAUGUUGGUCCUGGAUAAUUUUGGGAGCGUACUUCUCACUUUCGGACUGAACAAGUUGGACAAGUUUGUUCAGUCGAAUCCGAAUCUUCAACCACAAGCAAAGAAGGAAAUUUCUGAGACAAUCAGAACAUUGAAAGCCAUAUUGCCAUUUCUGGAGCGCUGCCACAGAGCGCUGUUCUACUGCGGUGGCCUUUACUACCAGAUAAGCAAGCGCUUCACCAGUAUACAAUAUGUACUUGUACGCAGAUGGUUGAAAGAUUACCAGUCAAUGUACGGGUUCAAACUACUCGGCAUCGUUACAGCUAUUCAUCUGAUAGGCACGUCCAUGCAUGCAAGCUGGAAGUGGUUCUUCACACCGAAGACGAGCGAGUUCGCCGCUGUGGAGGAACCUGCGUCCCAGUGUGCUUCGGCACGGAAAUGCCCCUUGUGCCUCGAGGAAAGGAGAAAUGUGAGUGCCACACCUUGCGGACACCUCUUCUGUUGGUCAUGUAUCCUGGAGUGGCUUCAGACACAAAACCAGUGUCCUCUUUGUAGAGAAAGAGUAGAACCUUCAAGGAUUGUUCCUCUUAAAAACUAUCUGUGAUAGAUUGUUGUUAUGUUGCUAAUUACUUAGAAACUGGAGGUAUUUAUUACACUUAUGGUAGGCUAUUCCACCCAAGCUAAGAAUUAAAAUUGUGGAAUUUUUCAUAAAACAAGAUGGUUGAAAUGUAUUGUAAAAGAAGUUUGUGAUAUUUAAAACUGGUAGAGUAUUUGUUAUUUUUCUAAUUUUAUCUUUACAUCAUUAUUAAAUAAAGCAGUUAUAUCUACAUAAGUACUUAACCUCUUAGGUCAAUGUUAUGGCGUUAUAUGGAUGCUUUAUGUGGUUUGGCGUCCGUAUAACAUGCAGUUAUGAUGUGAGUAAACAAAGCAGUGAUAUUGUCUUACUGGGAUGUAUUUCUAGAUUAUUUAUGAUAGUAAAAUUUUAUUUUUGUAUUUCUAGGAAAGUGUUUUAUAUUGUGUUAUGUCAUCUGAAAGCUAAGAUAAUUUGUCAAAAACAGCUCAGGAUAGUGAAAUUGAUUGCUGGAUGGACAAUUUUAUUAAAAGCAUUCAAAAUAAUACAUAACAAAAAUAUUGUAUUAGAUUUAUUGCAGAUUUCAUUAUAAGAAUUUGUUGAAAAAAUCAUGAGAUCUGACCAAAAUUAGCUUGGUAAAAUAUUGAGGCUUUGCUAUACCUUUGAGUGUUCAUACUAAUUUUGUCCAAAAAUGUCCUGCUGUAGCAGAUGCUACCCUUGCCCUAUGUUAAAGGGUUAAAUGCCUAAUGAAAAUGUUGACUGGAAAAUUGGAUCUGUGAACGGUUUCAUAUUCUUGGCAGUACUACCUCAGAUGAUAAACUUUGUUAAAGUCAAACUAUUAAUAUUGUUAAUGUUUUUUAUAUUUUAUUAUUGUUCUUAUUAAAUAAAUAUACUUGAUGAAACUUG